UUGAGCUGAGUACGCUGUGGUUUUCUUCUUCUAACAUUUUUCCACGUUUCCUAGUUUUGUUUCUUUUUUUGUCGAGAAAUUUACUGGAAUUGGAAAGUAUCUUUCGGUUGCAAAAUUUUGGGAUUAUGACGGUUAGAAGAUUUUUUCUUGUCGCAGAAGUUGGUUCGUUUUGAGGAUUCCGGAGCAAUAGAUAUUUCGAAACUAGAUCAUCAGCGAAAACCUUGGAAAAGCCGACAAGAAGAUGAGGAGCUUUUUACUGGUUUUAUCUCUUGGCUUGGGUGUAUUUGCAAAUAUAAUCAUCGUGAAGCGCAACUUCACAAGCCCGCAGAUAUCGCGACCGAAAUCAUACACAGAAUUGAGGGAUGGCGUGGUCAUAACAUCAAAACCUGUGAAUUUCGAUCAUCAUGAAGUGAAAAUCAGAAAAGUUAAAUUGUGUCAAGUCUGCAAAUGCGGACUUGCGAGCAAAAACCGAAUUGUCGGCGGAGAAGCUCUGACUUACAACAAAUACACGUGGAUAGUAGCGAUGACCUACUUUGGACGAUACUUUUGUGCAGGAUCACUAAUCAAUGACCGAUACGUGGUAACAGCAGGACAUUGCACCAAUGGGUUCCAGAAGGAAAAUAUACAAGUCCACUUCCUCAACUACUCACGUGAUAAAGACUCUCCAUUGAAGCGAGGGGUUGCAGCCAUCAAGCGCUACAAAGGAUAUAACCCUAAAACACUUAAUAAUGAUAUUUCGUUGGUCAAACUAUCCAGCCGAGUUUCCCUAAGUGACAGUCUCAGACCCAUCUGUCUUCCAGAGGUUGGACAAUCUUGGGGUGGCUAUGAGGCAAAAGCAGUAGGCUGGGGAGCAACGCGUUAUCAAGGAAAGCCAGUAUCAACCCUUCAUGAAGUUACCGUUCCUAUCAUGACCAACGCAAUGUGCCGGAAUACAGUUUAUGGAAGACGAAUUACCAAGAACAUGUUAUGUGCAGGAUAUGUAAAUGGUGGAAAAGAUGCCUGUCAGGGUGAUAGCGGAGGCCCUUUGAUGGUAGCCAACAAUUCUGUUCAUUCGUUGGCAGGUAUCGUAUCGUGGGGUGCAGGCUGCGCUGCAAGGGGUAAACCAGGUGUAUACACUCGUGUCACUAAAUUCAUUGGUUGGAUUGAAGAGAACACUCACGAUGGCUGCUACUGUCAAGAAUGAGCUUUGUUCAUGGAUGGAUUACAUAA
Messenger RNA from Hermetia illucens (black soldier fly), 1209 nucleotides. RefSeq names its product trypsin-1-like. The record is from RefSeq and is a predicted model, not a curated record. The coding region runs from base 242 to 1183 and encodes 313 amino acids. Gene Ontology annotation, biological process: proteolysis. Gene Ontology annotation, molecular function: serine-type endopeptidase activity. Lineage: Eukaryota; Metazoa; Arthropoda; Insecta; Diptera; Stratiomyidae. The transcript has 6 exons.